GAGCACAACAAAAGCUUUUCUUUUUUCCACAAAGAGUUUUGAGCUGUAACAGAAACAGGAAAUAUCAAAUUCUUGCAUUUGCACCAUGCUGUUGUUUCUGUCUCAUGUGGCUCUACUGCUUCAUUUUGGAAUCAAAGAUUCUGCAUGCAGCAAGACUGCAGAAAUCCCUGAGGUUAUUAAAGCUAGAUUAGGAGAGGAGCUUACUUUAGACUGCACCUACAACUGCUCCUCUGGGUUCAUUCGUGGUUCUUGGAAAUGGGAAAACAUUCCAGCGUGUGCCACCUGUGUUUGGGAUAAGACAGACAAAAACACGAAUUGAUCAUCCAGAUCUCCCUAACAACCUUGAGCGCCUCGUUUCACUUCAGAUUCAAGGUACGAAACUGUCAGACUAGGGAAAGUCUACUGCUCUCGUUGGUAAGCAGAUUUAUCUGUAAUGUUGUUGGUGUUUAUUUAUGUCUAUGUUUGUGUUAGAUAAGACAACAGAACCAGUUAUCCAUCGUAAAAUAGCUCUAGAUGUAGUCAUGAAAGUUGCAAUUUACCAAAACCAGAAUGAGAUAAACCUUAUUCAUUUAAACAAGGGCCUAUCAUCGCAUUCCAUCCAAGUGCCAGUGGGAGAUAAACUAAGACUGGAAUGUUUUUCUACUGACCACCAUUGUGAAGGCCAGUGGAUGAGAGAAGAUGCUAAUCAUACAGAAAUCAUUACGGCCACACCGUUAGAAUGGAAUCAGAUUACAGAAAAAGAUGAGGGAACGUACACAUGCCAGACAAAAAAGCUUUGCACCAGCCAGAACAUUAGUCUUGUGAUUGGUGUCAUUAAAAUCGAUGACUUUGGAUGGAUCAGGCCAUUAGCUGCAACUGCACUGUCUGUAGCAGCCAUGCUGCUGCUUCUGUUGAUUUAUCUAUGCUACAAAAAGAGGGGGAAGAAUGUGUUGGAUGCUGAGGAUUUUUCAGCUGUGAUCUAUGAGAACACAAGAACCAAACAAGGAGAAUUAAUCCACAAACCCACAGUACAAGACUGCCAGAGCGAUCAUGAAGUACCGUAUGCCGAUAUUGUAAUCUCUGUGAGAGGCUCCAGUAUUCCCGAGCUCACAGGACUUCAUGGGCAAACUCCACGGGAUCACAGACCUCGAUGGAGGGAAGAGGCCACAAGUGCAUCUCAUCUUCAAGCAUGUCGUUCUGCUGACAGACUACAUGUUCACCCCAGAGAGGUCAGCAGGAAAUUGAGCACGAACUCUGAAUAUGCUGUGAUCACAUACUCUACAGAUGCACUUAAUUAAUCUAUUUACAUACAUAAGCAGUGUAAUAGUGUAAAUUAUACAAAUGCCAUCAGAUGUGUUUUAGAUAGUAUUUUAGAUAUCUGCAUGUGUGUUUGUGUGUGUGUGUGUGU
Messenger RNA from Clarias gariepinus (North African catfish), 1387 nucleotides. RefSeq lists its product as uncharacterized. Lineage: Eukaryota; Metazoa; Chordata; Actinopteri; Siluriformes; Clariidae. The coding region runs from base 453 to 1277 and encodes 274 amino acids. The record is from RefSeq and is a predicted model, not a curated record. The transcript is spliced from 8 exons.